Molecule: messenger RNA, 1976 nt
Organism: Bursaphelenchus okinawaensis
Lineage: Eukaryota; Metazoa; Nematoda; Chromadorea; Rhabditida; Aphelenchoididae
Source: the annotation of a GenBank genome assembly
AUGGAGGGUAAUGUAAGUCUUUUUGGUUUUAUCGCUGACUUAACCUUUCUAAGGCAAUUUUAAUGUAGGGGACUUGGUUUUUAUAUAUAUUUUUUAUGAAGUAGCUGAGGCUUUAUUAAGAUGUUUUUUUAAUUUAAAGUUUUUAUAAAACAUUAAUAUAAAAAAGUAUUAGUGGUAUGAUAAAACCGUAUAAAUGUAUUCUUCAGCUGCUCAAAUCAGUACUGGUGAUACUUGUAAUAUCAAUAGCAUGGACUACGGUAGCUCAGUUUGGCAAGCAGUCUUUCGUUUUACCUCCAGAGGAGUUCUUUGCUCCAUUUUUCAUAAUUUACUUGAUGCAUUUGAGUGGAGCUUUAGUAUAUCCAAUAUAUUUGUUCUUGAGGAUGUGUUUAUGCGACAGAAAUAUUGUCAAACAUCUCAAAGAGGCUACUGACAUCUACAAGGUGGAAAAGGUGAGUUAACUUUAAUAUUCUCUUACGUUUUGUUAAAACCGCAGUGUUAAUUCAUGAUUUCAUUAUCCUAAAGCUACAUGUUGUUCCAGACAGACGUCUUUUUCUCUUCGAAAAUUAUCAAAAACGUCGUGUACAUGGCAUUGCCUAUGAUGAUGUUAACCUUCAUACUUCAAUAUGCUUAUGCUCAAUCGUUACGGUAUAUUACGGCUGCGGUUGCCGCUUCUGUUAUGAGUACGAACGCUGCUUUGGUUUGUAUAUUAGGAUGGGUUUUCUUGAAGGAAAAGGUGUCGGUUGUUAAGGUAGGUACGCUUUGUAGCUUUAAAUACUUUCUGAUAUUAUAUUAUACUAACGAAUAUGUAAAAAAAAGUAAGAUGUACUGUUGUUAUAGACAUUGGGAGUAAUCUUCGCUGUGCUUGGAGUGAUAGUAAUGUCUACGAACGAAUCUACAGAGGCUACAGAUGACAAUAUGGGUAUUCUCGGAGUGUUUUUGGUCGUUUUGUCGGCUGUAGCUGCUGCUGUUUACAAUGUAAGUUAUCAUGAUAUGUAAGCAACGUGUUUUAUUUUGAUAAAUCUCACCAUUGUUUAGAUUUGCGACAUAUCAAUUUUAAAAAAGGUACUUUAAAAUGGAAAUUUAAGAGGUAUUAUAAUACUAUAUUUACUCGAAUUUAGGUAACAUUCAAACUCAUAUACGGCCAUCCAUCAGUAAAUCAGGUUGCCUUUUACACGUUUGUUAUUGCUACACUCAACUUUAUUAUCAAUUCGAUACCUUUGUACCUUCUUAUAACGUUCGACUAUGAUCAUAUUGUAUGGGAGAAAGUACCAUGGCUGCCAAUUGCUGCCUAUGUUGUAUCAAGCGUGGGUAAGUUUAUUUUUAUGACAAUCUUUGAUACAUGGGCUGGUAAGGAAAGUUUGGGUAGAAGAUGUGUGUGGUUUAUUUGGUGAGGGCAGGGGCAUAUGAGGGUGGGUGGGUGGUUGCAGACAGUGAAUAAGGUAUUUUUAUAUGACAAACAUUAUACCUCGUUCUUUUUUAGUGUCUUAUUGUUAUAUAAAUCUUUCAGUUUUUCAAUUCUUGGUUAACAUUGGAAUAUCAUUGUUGAACCCGCUGGUGGUAUCUAUUGGAGUGUUAUGUGCGUUACCAAUGAUAUCAGGUAAGGGACUCUUUAACAAAACAUUUUAUCUUUAUAGGCUUUUGCUUAAAAUUUUUAAAAAUAUUGUUUGAAUGAUCGAAAAUGAAUAUUAGAUUAUUGAAGCUUUAUAAAGCUAGGUUAGUAUACAGGACCAGAAAUAGCAUAAAAUACCAUUCUCUAUCAAAACCGCUGUGUUAGACUAGUCAAAUCUGAAAACACGAUUUUAGCAUUUGAUAUCGUUGUAAGAAACGAGCCCACUUGCUGGAACUUUUACAUUGGCGUGGUGUUGUUUAUGAUGGCAUUCGUAUUUAGCGUGUUUCCUUUGGAUUUAUUGUUCAAAAAGAAAGAAACGCCAAAUCAGCCUGAAGCAGUUGCUCUUAAUCAAGAUAUUAAAGAGUAA